Molecule: messenger RNA, 4732 nt
Organism: Scleropages formosus (Asian bonytongue)
Lineage: Eukaryota; Metazoa; Chordata; Actinopteri; Osteoglossiformes; Osteoglossidae
Gene: adam15
Product: ADAM metallopeptidase domain 15
Exons: 25
Coding region: 770-3799 (1009 amino acids)
Biological process (GO): proteolysis; integrin-mediated signaling pathway; innate immune response
Molecular function (GO): integrin binding; metalloendopeptidase activity
Source: RefSeq, a predicted model, not a curated record
AAGUACGUAUGAGCAUGGCACACCUUUCAGCAACCAAACAUUGAUGUGUACAGAAAAUGUGGCCUCUUGCGUUACGGCUCAUGUAAAGCCACGCAGACUCUGGCAGCAGUGUGAACACUACGGUACGGUACGCUGCUGAGAGGGCUGAAGCAGCCAGGGUUCUGCCACCAAGGAGUUAAACUGGGGGAGGAAAUGGCGUCCUGCCGCGGUCCGUUCAGACAGUACAUGAUCAGAGCUCCCACUGCGCGGACACGGAGAGACCUCGCCGGGAGCCUGAAUGAGACAGAGACACCGCCGCGGCGCUCAGCGUCACCCUGAGGACGAUUGACGCGAACGGCCAGAGUUCACCCCACCAGCGAGCGCGGGAAGGAACGCGCGCGCGCUCGGCCGGGCCACUGCGGGCUGCUGACGUCGAACUGAGUGCGUCGAAGCAGGUGGACACGCCGUCACCAACCAGGGCUCCACCAGCAAACGUUCCCGACUGAGCAUCGCGCCGGUGCUCCAUUUUUCUUGUAAAGUUUUACAUCUCUUAUUUCGCCUUAUUUGUGUGUGUUGUGCUGCGCUGCAGACGGAGAUGAGAUGUGACUUUUUAUGCCAACAAGUUGACCCGCCGCAGCACUGACUGAAGAGACUGGAAAAAAAAAAGAUACGCGGGCAAGUGAGAACACAGGGAGAAGAGCCCGGGACCGAGUGGACCUGGACGGUCGGAACUGGAUCGACAGCCGCUUCUUUCGCGCUGCGAACAGCCAGUGUCCCGCAGUAGUAGGCGAUGCGGACGAGUUGCUCUGCCCUCGUGCGCCUCACGUCCCGCGCCCGCCGGCUCUCCAUGAUACUUCUGCUCGAGAUGUCGGCGCUCAUCCGGGGAGUCAUGAUUUGUGACGCCGCCACGCUGCCCGCGAACGGCGCGUUCGGAGCUCCGCACGAGCAGCACGCGGGAGCGCGUGAGCCGGGGGACGCUGUGCUGCCGGAGGUGGGCGGACACGGCGCGGUCGGCAGAGACGAGUCCCGUCCGCGGAGCAGCGCUGCGGAGUCGCCUCGUCUUUCAUAUAGUACAGACCGGCGCUGGGGCAGGAGAGAGGAACCGUUGGAGACCAUCAGGUCCUUCAUCGUUGUAGACGGGCGAAGGAGAAGCCCCAGACAGGCACUACAGAAUGGCCACCCAGAUAAGUUACAUUGUGAACUGCAUAUUCGAGGCCAUACGUAUCUGCUGGACCUGGAAAAAAAUCGCGAUCUGCUGCCCAAGUCCCCCAGUGUCUUCUACUACCUCCCAAAUGGUGUGAGGGUUUCUGCAGAUGACAACUCAGUGGUGCACUGCUAUUACCAGGGUUUCGUGAGGGGCUUCCCUGACUCCAGAGUGGCUCUCAGCACCUGCACUGGGUUGCGAGGUGUGAUUGUGUUCAACUCCACAUGGAGCUUUGAGCUUCAGCCUAAGGAGGACAAGCAGGAAAAGGAAGAGAACACAGUGAAGGAGGAGGAUGAUGUGCACCUCUUGUACCCCACCUACCAGCUGGACACUCAGGCUGGAGAUUGUGGUGUUUCUUCUGAAGUGGUACCUCCUUUGUACUCACCGACCUCAAUGCACAGGAGCAAGAGGGAUAUUCUGUUAGAGACCAAGUACAUUGAAUUGGUGCUGGUAGUCGAUCACAAGGAGUAUCUGACUUAUCAGAACAACAGGACUGUAAUCUAUCGCAUGAUGGACGUGGCCAACCAAGUUGAUUGGUUUUAUAGACCACUUAAUGUGCGUGUAGCUCUGGUGGGUCUGGAGAUCUGGAAUGACAAAGACAAGAUCCAAGUUGACAAGAAUCCUACUGACACACUGAACCGCUUCCUGGAGUGGCGGACCCGCGAGUUGCUACCCCGUUUGCGCCAUGAUAAUGCCCAGCUCAUCAUGGGAGGCUCUUUUGAUGGCACUACAGUGGGAAUGGCAUCCCAGUCCUCCAUGUGUUCCAAGGACCGUUCUGGUGGUGUCAAUGUGGACCAUCUGGUGAGCGUGCUGGGUGUGGCAUCCACUGUGGCUCAUGAACUUGGGCACAACUUGGGCAUGAACCAUGACACAGAGGAGCGCAACUGUCAGUGUCAGAAUGAGCCAAGACUGGGUGGCUGCAUCAUGAAGCCAUCCACUGGGUUUAUGCCAGGCCAGCUUUUCAGCAGCUGCAGCGCUCAGGACUUGUCAGUCAGUCUGCUCCAUGGGGCUGGCAUGUGUCUUUUCAAUGUGCCCCAACCUGAGAAGCUCCUCGGGGGGCCACGCUGCGGAAACCUCUAUGUGGAGAAGGGAGAGGAAUGCGACUGUGGCCUGGCAGAUGAGUGUAAUGAUCCUUGCUGCAACUAUUCUACCUGUAAACUGGUUCCUGGGGCGCAGUGUUCCUCUGAUGGCAUCUGCUGUGAGAACUGUAAGCUGCGUGGAGCAGGCUGGAUGUGCCGGGAGGCCCUAGGGGAGUGUGACCUUCCAGAGUACUGCACUGGCACCUCCCCCUACUGCCCUCCCAAUGUUUUUCUGCAGAGUGGAGAGCCUUGCAAGGAUGGUACAUCUUAUUGCUUUGGUGGCAUCUGUGCCAGCCUUGACUCGCAGUGCCAGACCCUGUGGGGAUCCAACUCUACCCAAGCUCCUGAAGUCUGUUUCUCCUCUGUCAACAAACAAGGCAACAAAUUUGGAAACUGUGGCCAACUGCCCAACGGCACCUUCAUCCCCUGUCCGGCUUCUGAUGUGUAUUGUGGAAAGAUCCAGUGCCUGGGGGGUAACAGCCGGCCUUUGCUAGGCUCCAACGCUGAGAUCCUGACUACCACGGUUCGCUUGAGCCAAACAGCCACUGUCUGCCAUGGGACCAGUUUCAACCUGAGUGACGAUGUGUCAGACCCUGCCAUGGUUGCAGAAGGGACACCUUGUGGGCCUGGCAAGGUGUGCAUGGCUCAGCGGUGCAGGGAUGUGUCUGUCCUGGGGGUGGAGGACUGCAACAGAAAGUGCAGCAGCCAUGGGGUGUGCAACAGCAACAAGAACUGCCACUGUGAAGUGGGCUGGGCGCCCCCAGAAUGCAAAUAUGCAGGUCACGGAGGCAGUGUGGACAGCGGGCCGGCCCAGGAGCCCAGAGUGUCUGACCCAACCCGCGUGGCCCUGCUGGUCAUCUUCCUCUUCGUUCUGCCUGUGAUGCUGCUCUUCAUGGCCCUCCGUCUCCAAUACUGCCGCCGUUGGCUGUUAUGCCUUGGCAGUAGUUCUUUCUUCAAAAGCCCAGGUCGCCAGCAGAGCCGGACCCCUGCCACUGAUCGAACUGACACGAGGAAUGGCGAGCAGGUUCAGCCCCUGCGCUACCACUGGCCCAAACAAGUGGAUAUCCCGCUGACUCCGGCAUCCAACAAGGUUCAUGACAAGCCUCCCCCUCCUAAUAAGCCCCUCCCACCUGAUCCAGUGAUAAAACACACACAGUCGGCAGGGGAACGGCCGCCCCCUCCGAACAAGCCUCUGCCCCCUGACCCUAUUCCAAAAGUCAGCAAGCUGGCGGUGGACCGCCCUGCACCUCCGAACAAGCCUCUUCCCCCUGACCCUGUCCUCACAGACAGCCAGACCCAUGGGCCUACAAAACCUCUUCCUCCUAAGAAACCCUUAAUUCCUGAAGCUCAAAUGCGGCCUGCUUGCGGAGUUACCUCAGCACGUCCCACCUCAACUGCCCCCCUUCAUCAUCCAGCCACUUCAUCUUCAGUUUCCGGCUAUGGUCCACAUGUCGCUGUGAUCCCAGCCAGGCGAGCUCCGCUUCCUCCAACACGGACAUCACAGCCUGGAAGAUCCCACUCUCCUCCCCCUGUUUAAUGGCUGCGUAAUCAGGGCAUGCUGGGAUUUUUAUCACCUGGGUCUAUUAAUCGGUGUUUGCACGGAUUCUGUAAGGUGGCUCUACAGAGAGGGCCACUGGGGAACUGUCCACUUUGCACCCUUGUCUGGUAUCUUCCUUGCUGACUUAAAGAAUCCCCAUCUAGCCUUCAUGUCAUUGCAAAUCUAAUUAUUUAAGGCCUGGUGCAGCUAUAAAUGCAUUCAGCAAUGCAAAACCUGCUACAGCACUAAUGGGGUAACAUGUGGCGCUGCUCCUCUGAGAUGAUAAUACUGGACACACGGAGUAACGCCAUGCUCUAAAAGCAAUGGCGCAGCAGUGGCAACAGGAGCAGUCGCCACAUUUAGUUUCUGCACUGUGGAGAGAUUCCAGAAACUGCCACUACCCUGCAUUUUUGGGAGUAAGGAGGGGAUGUAUGACAGUCCAGAACACAGAGAAUGCACAAAGUGGCAACACAGCACAUACUACUUGUGCAGACAACUCUGUGUGAAAGUGACAUGAAGCAGUACUGUCCAUGUUUGAAGGUAACAGCUAGCCAUGAUGGCUGCUGUUCCAGCAGUGGCUGCAUGUGCUUCCACUGAAAUUCCACCCCUGUGGUCCUCAGGAUCUUGAUGCCUCUCAGAUGCCUCAGUUUGUUGUUUGUUUCAAAGGAAGUGAAGCCAAAGAACGAAGACCGCACUUCCUUUUUCAUCAAGACGCAUUAGAGGAAGUCAAGAGCUGACCAUGUCUGAUCAGUAGCUCUAACCAGUUUGGACUGGCCUGGGAAGAGUAAAUUAGGUUCUUUCUAGUACAACCUUGAAGUUUUAAGAGGAUCAUACAAAUUAGUUGUGUACUUUCUGUAAAUUUGCAGAGCAGAAAUUAAUUUAAAUGAAACCCUCUGUGUCAGAGGGUCAUGGAAACAGAACUAAAUGGAAGUU